GUUGUGAUAAAUGUAUUUUAGAAUUGAAUUUUAAAAUUCAAGCAAUCCAUAAUUCAAUUCAAGAUUUAAUUGGAAUAUUUAUGACAGAAGGAACUAAGUGUAGAGAGAUCUCUACAAAAAAGGAAAUUUAUAUUGCAAAUUUACGAAAAACCUAUUUUAUUGGUGAUGAUACAGAUGAAAUAGAUGCACAAGAAGAUUCCUUUUUCUCCUUGCAUGAAGAAUAUGAUGAAUUAAGACAUUUUUUUGGUACAAAGAUUACAGAUUCUAUAAUACAUUGCAUUAGACAUUCUCUUGUUGUAUUACAUAAGAGAGUUGUUUCAAAAUCAUUACAUAUUGGCACUAAAUUACAAACAAAGGAAUCAUUAAUAUCAACAAAACCUUCAUUUUUGGGAAAAAUUAUGUUAAUGAUACCAGAUGUAAUUAUGCAACCAUCUCUAGAUGAAGUUCAACAAAUUUUACAUAAAAGUACUGAAAUGAUAAUUGAUAUCACAAAAGGCAUCAGUUCUUGGAGAAUGCAAUCCAGACCAUCACAUUAUAAUUUUAUGAAAGCAGAAAGUAUGCAAGAAAUAUCAGUAUAUUAUAGAGCAGCUGUAGAAAAUAAUGAAAUAUCAAAAUUAGUACUAGUAUUGAAUUCUUCAGUAUCAGCAAUUGCUCAGAUUAUUAGAAGUGUCAUUGAUAGUUAUAAGGAGUAUCAAGAUUUAUGGAUGAAAGAUAAAGACUAUACAGUUAAGGUAUAAAU
Molecule: messenger RNA, 739 nt
Organism: Centruroides sculpturatus (bark scorpion)
Lineage: Eukaryota; Metazoa; Arthropoda; Arachnida; Scorpiones; Buthidae
Product: dynein heavy chain 8, axonemal-like
Exons: 5
Coding region: 81-737 (218 amino acids)
Source: RefSeq, a predicted model, not a curated record